UUAGCAACACUAGUGUCAUGUCUGAUGAUCUGUAUGUUUUGACAGAGGGACGAUACGCAAAAGAUUAAUUCGAUUUUUUGAGACGAUGGCCGUGAUAAGUAAUAUAAUAGGUUUUGCAUUCGUUUAUUUAGUGUUUUUGGGACCCUUUGGAUGUAAAGCAGACACUUGUGCGCAAAAAGGACCAUGCAGUUGCGUGUACCCAAACGGCACCGGUAUAGACUUAAGUCCUUCGGUGCUUCCUCAAGGGUUCUACCAGGUUCAGGGUUUUAAGACAUUCUACAAUGCGUCUGUAGUAUCCCUAUAUGAACUGGACACCUACUACUUCCACCCCUGUGCUGAUGUUUCGCUGAACGUAUCGCGCUUCUCUUGCGAUCGCCCUAUGUCUAUGUAUCGGGAAGUGUACAAGUUGAACAAAACUGCUGGCGCUGGCAUAGGUUCCAUGUUCAAUCUGUCUUACACUAAUUGUGAAUUUCUGGGAAAUAAAGAGGAUGCAAACUUCACUUCUGGGCCAUCCAUCAGCUUCCAUAAUGGACCUUCUACCACUACCAUAUUGUUAAUAUGCAGUGAGGGCGACAGUCGACUACAAAUCUACUCAUUAACCGAACCAAAUGCAGUUAUUUUAGCGUUCUACUCAAAAGAUGCAUGUCUGAAGCAAAUCGAAGAGCCUGGGAGGUCCUUUGGCUCUACUCUUCUCAUAAUAUUCUUCUCCUUCAUCAUAUUUUACCUCGUCCUCGGAGUUUGUACGAAGAAAUUCCUUAUGGGAGCCACCGGGAUAGAGGUCAUACCGAACUUAGCGUUUUGGUCUGAUCUGCCGAAUCUAGUCAAAGACGGCUGGGCGUUCGCAAUCAGAGGUUGUCAACUGCCCACGCGUGGGAUGAGCCCCGCCGGCCCGUCGGAUCCCAACAGCUACGACAGCAUAUAACAUCCAACCGCCGAGAACUUCAGCGAAGGUCAGCUCGUUCUCGUUGAGUAAAUGAAACAUUCACCCCCUACGUAUAACGUCGUAAGUGCACUUACGAUGUUGUUCAGUUAUUUGCUAAGUGAUGAAUUUUCAGAUGGUUGUAUUACACCAUUAAAUAAGUCACUGGUUCGGCAUAGCUUCGCUUCUUCUCUUUUUCGUAUUCAUAAAUAAUAUGACAAGCUUGAAGUCGUACUGUACCGUUUAAGGUAAAUGAAAAAACACAAUUUUAAGACAAGGUGCUGCUGAUCCAAAACUGGUGAACUGUAGGCCUAAGAUGCGCGCCGUGAUAGGCGGUUAUCACACCAUUUUAUCGAUUUUGCCCAUACAAAUUGACGCCGAUAAAAGUUAUCACGGCGCGCAUCUUAGGCCUACUGGUGUAAUACAAAUAUUAUAUCACUACCCAACUUAUAACAAUUAAAAAAUCAAAGGUAAAUAAGUACCAUAACAUCGUAAAUGCACAUACGAUAUUGUUCGUCGUCGAUGUUAUUCAUAGGAGGUGUAGUUAGUUCGCGAGUCUUAAUUCUCCUGAACAUUAUCUUCGGCGAAAAAGGCUUGUUAAAUUGAAACUGAUUGCUUUAAAAAAUCGUAACUAUAUUUAUUAGUUUUUUGUGCCUUCUGUAGCCUAAAUACCGUGUCUGAAGUGCGAAUUCAUUUAUGAAGCUACCAUUUGCAACUUUCGUACAGUUUUUUUUAAACAAAAAGUUAUAUUUCAUGGAAACGCGAUACAAAAGCAAUUGACUAAAAUAUACAUUUUAAUCGUCUUUCUAUCGAAGUCUACUCAGAUGUUCUGACGUGUUUUUUAUAUUAUAGCGAGUGCGUACGUACUAAAAAUAGUUCUUCGUCUAUUUCGUGUAUCGUUGAUGAAUUCAUAACAAAUGUAUUACCGUUGCAUUGAAAAUAUUAUAUACUGCUGAUUAAAACCAGAGUAAAUACAAAUGAGUAGGUCAUCUUCAUAGAAACGCCCGAGCGCAGUUUGUAUGUGAGCGCGUUGUAUUUACUCUGUUAAAACCGAAAAGUGUACUAAAAUUAUUAGAAAUUAUAUUUACUUCAAUAAAAAAAAACUUGAGGAUAAGCCAACAAACAUAUUUUAUAUAAUCUACAUGGUUUAUCAGUCCAUAAUAAUUUUGUACUCAUUAAUGUUGUAUUUACAUAACACCUUGCAUCGCCCUUCAUCAAUAACAAGGUCGUAAGUGUUAAUUAAGUGAUAGGCUUGACUUGCCAAAAACGAAGCGUAAUGCACACAUUGGACCUAUUUUAUUUUCUUAAGCAACAGGAAAUUUUCAAAUUUUGGCGCUAAAUGGUUGGAAAAAAAAUUCCAUUGAUGGAACUAAAUCAGUCACUUUGUUAACUUUUUACAACUAACUUACUAAUUUCAUAGCAAACUAAUUAAAUAAAAUAAAAAGAAAGAAAGAUACAUUUAUAACAAUGGACAUCACACAAAUACAGGCAAUUACAUAGACAUGACAGUGGCACAUAAUAAUGGAAGAAGAAAAAAAAACAAAAGUAAACAGAACAGUGCCACCCAUUAACCAUUAAUAAACCCCUAAUACCAUUUUUGCACACAUUAAAAAUGUUCCAGUGAACAUCUUCAUUUAUUAAUAACGACUAAUGACCUAGAAGAAAGACGGAAUUACUGAUCUUCACGAGUAGGAUACAAUAGAAGGACUGAAAGAAAAUACAAAUACAAUGUUGUAAGUACUAGUACAGUUCAUUUUUAGGCCCCAUGGUUGUUGGAUUGUUAAGAUUACGGUUGUAUCAGCGUUGUUUGGAACAGUAACAGUGUCAGUAUAAUUAUUAUAAUGGCGCCUUCAAAUUAAAGGCGUUGACAAUGCGCUAAAAAUAUGUACUUGCAAGUGUGCUUCUAGAAAUUGUAUGAAAACUAGUAAGCUCGGCGCACUGCGGCGCUUCCUCACGCCUCAAAUUUGAAAGCUCCUAUAGUGUUUUAUUUAGUUGUUAUUAUUUGAUUUCUACAUUUGUAUAAUAAAUAUUUAAUAUAACUAUACUGUAACUCGAAUAUUUAACAUUUGAUAUAUGAAAGUGCCAAUUUAUUAAAAAGAAUCUCACCGGAAUUGGUGGUUUGUUGUGGUGAUAUAUGAAAAAUUCUCAAAAAUUGCGAUCUUAUAAAAAUUAUAUUCCUCUGAAAUAUAUGAAAGGUUUCUCUACUAUAGAAUUUAGCAAUAAUUUUAACAAUAGCAACUGCGCACUGAUACUUUAUAUGCGUUUUUAUCUAAGACAAGUAAUGUAAAAUAUCUAUACAUAAAUAUCUAAGAGAACUGUGUAACUUGUAAGUUGU
Ostrinia furnacalis (Asian corn borer) is the source of this 3254-nucleotide messenger RNA. RefSeq lists its product as uncharacterized. Gene Ontology annotation, cellular component: trans-Golgi network. Lineage: Eukaryota; Metazoa; Arthropoda; Insecta; Lepidoptera; Crambidae. The transcript has 5 exons. The record is from RefSeq and is a predicted model, not a curated record. The coding region runs from base 86 to 922 and encodes 278 amino acids.